This is a messenger RNA of Spinacia oleracea (spinach), 462 nucleotides long. RefSeq lists its product as uncharacterized. The record is from RefSeq and is a predicted model, not a curated record. NCBI's taxonomy places the organism in Eukaryota, Viridiplantae, Streptophyta, Magnoliopsida, Caryophyllales, Amaranthaceae. Bases 1 to 462 code for a protein of 153 amino acids. The transcript is spliced from 2 exons.
AUGGAUAACAACAAUGUCAAUAACAAUGAUGAUGACAUGAUAGUCCGCACAGAUUCAGAAUCUGAAGCGAAGCUGAUCCUCGAGGAAUCCGAGGAAUCCCUAACAAAAGUCAGCUAUCCCCUGAUCGGGUUCAACGGAUCCGCAGCGAUUCCCCAAGGAAAGAUCACCCUACCUGUCAUGAUUGGCGAAUGUCAAGCAGCAAGAACCCUCCGAGACAAAUUCCUGGUGAUGGAUUGCGAUUCAGUAUACAAUGUUAUCAUGGGACGAACCAUGAUUCACAAGAUGCAAGCAAUCCCAUCCACGUACCAUCAAAUGAUGAUAUAUGUCUCGGAAGCAUGCUUCGCCGAGCUAGUUAGGAGUGACCAAGAGGUCGCAAGGAGAACUUGCCACAACGCCAUCCGAAAGCAAAGGCUAGGGGGCGGUUCUGAGGAUGAAGAAAGCAAGAGAAAUCCCUCGAGAUAG